Molecule: messenger RNA, 1599 nt
Organism: Ogataea philodendri
Lineage: Eukaryota; Fungi; Ascomycota; Pichiomycetes; Pichiales; Pichiaceae
Exons: 4
Coding region: 1-1599 (532 amino acids)
Source: RefSeq, a predicted model, not a curated record
AUGCUUCCUUCAAGCACUCCACCCUUCACAAACAUUCUCUUACAUAAUCUGAUCAAGAUCCUCAUCAACGGUAGCAGCAUCGGGGAACCCGAAAUCCAGAAUCUCGAUGUAGGUGCGGUCGUUCUUCUGAACAGCAGCAAUGCACCGGCGGAAGUCAGACUUCACUUGCCAAACCUGGCCGUCCACGUCGUCAAGCAAAUCUCUGAUGAACUUACCGGUCUGUGUAUCCCACAUCUUCACCAUUCCAUUGGAGCCGGAGAUAAUGAAGUUGUCGUUGUGUUGGAUACACGUGAUGGCACCGCUGUGGCCACGCAAAACGUGUUUCACGUCUCCCGUGUUAGGAUCCCAGAUUCUCACCGUCGAGUCUGCCGCAGCAGACACCAAUGCGUUCUCGGAAAGAGUGAUCAGUCCAACAAGGUUCUGGUGGCCUUCCAAGAUGGCGGUUGUCUCGCCAGUGUUCAGAUCCCAGAUCCGCACAGUGUUGUCGGCAGAACCCGUUACACACCGGUUUUUCUUCACGUCCAAGACACAGCUGUAAAUCUUGUCGGUGUGACCAGAAAGCACCCAUUUGCAGUCUCCAGUACGGAGGUCCCAGACACGGGCAUUGGUAUCGUAACUUCCGUUCAACAGGACGUUGGCGAACCCACAAACGGCGCGAAUAGGUCCGUUGUGGCCACGCAGAACCUUCACCAAAUACUUGUUGAAGUUCUCAUCCAGAUCGACUGGCUCGUCUGGCAGCUUGUCGUCCUCUCCAGUGAUUGGUUCCAGGAUGUCCAGACAUCUCACAGUAGAGGUGUGACCACGGAAAAUAUGGGUACACUUUCCCUGCUUGAUAUUCCAGAUCCGCACCGUACGGUCUGUGGCUCCUGUAGCCAGGAUGUUUCCCAGGUAUUUCAUUGCCCACACUCCUCCUGUAUGGCCAGAGAGCACAGAUCUAAGCUUACCGGUGUUUGUAUCGUAGAUGGUGAUGGUAUGAUCGUCGGAACCAGCAACUAUCUUUUCGUCGUCGAACUGCAGACAUGUAAUUACAUUGGGGCCCUGCCCUGGCAAAGUAAUACGACGAGGCUGGAAGCUGGGAUCUCUCCAUCUUUUGCCGACCGCAAGUCGGCGUCUGUACAUCAAUUUAGUGAGUUGGCAACUGUUGAGACCUUGGUGGAUAUUUUUCAUCCAGUUGUAUUCACCAUCAAACUCUUCGGCACUGGUCAUGAAUCCGUCUCGGAAAAGCAAGUCUUUCCAGAAAUCAUAGCCAAAGAUCUUCAUGGUGAUUUCGGAUGGCAACAACGUGACCAAAUCUUUCCUGAGCGAGCUCCGUAUGAGGUCCUGGAACGUGGACAAUGCUGUUCUAUCGGUUUUUUGAAGCAGGGACCAGAGAAUAUGGUUGAUUUCAGAGGAGCCACUAGGAAGCAUGCUGAUCAUCUGGGUAAUGAGCUUGACCAGCUCUGCUUUUUGCUCAACAGUUUGAACGGGUUGGCUUUCGGAGGCGUACUCGUCCAGCUCCUGCACGUUGCCAGAUUGUAUCGGGGACGCGCUAGGCGAGGGAAGUGGCAAUUGCUGGAGCUCGUCGCUGAAGUUGGACGAGGUGUUGAUGACGUAGUUUGA